UUACAGGUUAUUUCAGAUAUCUUGAGCUCCAGAGAAAGACUUGACCUUAUCACCAACCACGAAGGAGAUCAUGACGACACGGGCUCGGCCACCGACAGCAGCAGAUUCGUCACACAAGGUCCAGAUGGCAAACUUUACCAACCCAUUCCUGUAAGAACUGUUACGGAGAACACAGAACAACAAACAGAACAUCCCGGUGACACAUAUGAGUACGGAGUGUUUGGACUUGGUGCCUGUAAGCCUAAAUGGAGUCAACGUCUGGCCAAUCUCAACGUGUUUGUCGUUGUUUAUGGAGUAGCCGGAAUCUGGAUGAUCACUCUCUCCGGUUUUUUAGGAUCUCAGGUCACGUCAAUAGAGCGCCAUCUUGGAAUUUCCAGCAGCAAAACAGGGUUUAUAUUGAGCAGUAAUGAGAUCGGCUACCUGGUGUUCGUGAUUCUCGGAAGCCACCUGGGCAAGUACACCCACAUCCCCGUGUUCCUGUCAGUCUCGGGCCUUGUCUUUGGUCUGGCCACACUCGCUAUGGCGCUCGGAAGACUGGAGACACCCAGGGUAUGGCAGGACGCUACGGAUAAAAGCCCUUCUGGCGCCCAGUCGAGCACCUUUGACAGUUCUGCCAAGUACCUCUGUGAUUCUGGAUUUUCAGCAUCUAUCGAUACAGUCUUGAUUUCUACGAACUCUUCCACAUUUUCCCCGAACAUAUCGGGAGAUUUGAGCCCGUCUCGUUCAGUUUCGUGGGUAUUUUAUCUGCUCGUGUUCUGUACAAUAAUAGGUGGCGCUGUGAAGUCUUACAGAAUCCCGCUGCUAACAUACUACAUCGAGAGUAACAUUGUCAACAAAAAUCGUUCGGCUCUGUUGCUAGGCGCCUCAUUUACUGCCAUGCUUUUAGGACCCCCGGUAUCUUUAUUCCUUGGUAGCUUCUCCAGUUCUCUCCCUGUAGAUCUUAAAGAAACCAACAUGUCCAAACACGACCAGAGAUGGGUCGGUGCCUGGUGGCUCGGUUUUUCUAUCAUCGGACUGGCCUGUAUCAUCUGCUCCGUGCCAAUCAUGUUCUUUCCCAGACACAUGCGCAAGUUAAAAACUCGGAACCUUCCAGAAACGACACAGACCACAUCUCUACGGGUGAUGCUUCAGGACUUACCAAAGUCAUUAGGACGAUGUUUUCGUCGGCCUAUCUACGUACUGGCUGUCAUUUUGAACUGCAUCGAAGGAUUGGCUUUCUCUGGUUCAUUUGCCUUCUACCAGAAGUAUAUGGAGACACAGUUCAAUAAAACGUCACAAGAGAUCAGUACUGUCACAGGGGUAAUCACUCUGUUCACGAUAGUCAUGGGGACGUUCUGUGGCGGGUUGAUCACUACCAAACUCAAACUGGGAUUGCGAGGUUGUGCAGCAAUGACUCUGGGGCUAGCUACUGUCACCAUCCUUCUCAACUGCUUGUACCUUCUGUUUGGCUGCGAGAAUUCUGACAUCGUCGGAAUGGCGGGCAACAGAACCCUGGCUCUGGACGCCUGCGACUGCAGCCAGGAUGUGUUUAUCGUGUGCGGGGAAAACCAGGUCAACUACCUGUCUCCCUGUCUGGCAGGUUGCAGGAAUGCUACAACUGACAUGAUUUUCACAAACUGCACAAGAAUCAACAAUGGUCACGCAAGACCAGGGAUGUGCGAUCUUGACUGUCCUUACUUCAUCCCGUACUUGAUCAAUUUCUCCAUCGGAUAUUUUCUGGGAACUUUAACGUUAAUACCCCAGUUUUUGUUGACUGUUAGAUCUGUAGAACAGCGCGAUCAGUCGCUAGCAUCGGGAACUACGGCAUUCUGUCAAACUUUGAUAGGUAUUCUCCCGUCCCCUAUACUUUUCGGGAAGAUGAUAGAUAUGUCUUGCUCCCUGUGGAGCCCGAGUGGCAACUGCAUCCUCUACGACAGGGAUCGCUUCCGGUACAACUACUAUGGCGUCUACCUCGGUUUGAGAUUUGCCAGCCUGGGCGUGAUUGGCUCCUUACUGUGGCUAACGCACAAAGACGCUCGAAGAGAGAGUUCUAAACCAACAAGCAAGACAACAGAGGAAUAA
Candidula unifasciata is the source of this 2061-nucleotide messenger RNA. The record is from the annotation of a GenBank genome assembly. Lineage: Eukaryota; Metazoa; Mollusca; Gastropoda; Stylommatophora; Geomitridae.